AUGUCACAAGUUUCAUGUUUUAUCCUUAUUUUCUUCUGUCUUUUUAGCUUUAUAAUUUAUUCUCAUGCUAUAAACAAUGGUUUUAGUAUUGAACUCAUUCAUCGUGAUUCUUAUAAAUCACCACUCUACAAUCCUACACAAAGUAAAUUCCAACGAAUUAUCAAUGAUGCACGCCGUUCUAUCAAUCGUUCAAACUAUAUCCACCGUGAAUUUUUUAUUAGUAAAAACAAACUUGGGUCAUCUUUGAUCUAUGAAGGUGGUGGAUAUCUCAUGAGUUAUUACAUUGGUACCCCACCAUUUAAGGUUUAUGGUUUUUUGGAUUCAGGUAGUAACCUUAUAUGGCUUCAAUGUAAGCCUUGUAAUGUAUGUUUCAAUCAAACAUCUCCUAUUUUUAACCCUUCAAAAUCUUCGAGUUACCAAAAUAUUCCAUGUUCUUCUAGUAGAUGUAAAUCUACAGAAGCAGAAACUUCUUGUUCUAAUGAUAGAGAUGCUUGUGAAUAUACAUUAGGUUAUGGUCUUACUCAAAAGACACAAGGAGAUCUUAUAUUGGAGACAAUUGCAUUUGAGUCAACUUCCGGAUCUAUGGUCUCAUUUCCUAAAAUUGUGAUAGGAUGUGGACACAAUAAUACUUUUUAUAGCGGAAAAAGUUCAGGUGUAAUUGGUUUUGGAACUGGACCUUUGUCACUUAUAAAACAAUUAGGAUCUUUCACCGAUGAAAGAUUCUCAUAUUGUUUAGUUGAUGAUAGAAAUAUUAAUUUACCUAGCAAAAUCAAUUUUGGAGAUGCUGCUAAAGUCUCUGGUAAUAAUGUUGUUUCAACUCCUAUGGUCAAACUGGUAGGAAACCACCAAGAAGAGUAUUACUAUUUAAAUUUGAAAGCAGUAAGCGUGGGAAGUAAAAGAAUAAAGUAUAGUGGGUUUAAGAAUAAAGGAGUAAAUGCUUCUACACAUAACAUCUUAAUUGACUCGGGUUCAACGCUAACUUUUGUUCCACGUCGUUUUUACCAUAAGUUUGAAUCUGCAGUUAAAAAAGUGGUUAAACUAGAACGAUUUCAUGAUGAUAGUGGUGAAUUUAACCUUUGUUAUAAUACCACAUUCAAAAAUACCACAUCCAAACAACCGAAUUUUCCUGUCAUUACUGCUCAUUUUAGUGGCGCAGAUGUUAAAUUAGAUUCUAUGGGCUCCUUUAUAUCUUUAUCCAAAGGGAUUGAAUGUCUUGCUAUUUUUCCACAUAGAAAACAUAAUUUUGGAAUCUUUGGAAACAAAUUACAAGUGAACUAUUUAGUUGGUUAUGACCUAAAAAAGAAUAUUGUUUCAUUCAAACCUACUGAUUGUUCUAAGUAUUGA
Vicia villosa (hairy vetch) is the source of this 1344-nucleotide messenger RNA. Its product is annotated as aspartic proteinase CDR1-like. Bases 1 to 1344 code for a protein of 447 amino acids. Lineage: Eukaryota; Viridiplantae; Streptophyta; Magnoliopsida; Fabales; Fabaceae. The record is from RefSeq and is a predicted model, not a curated record. Gene Ontology annotation, cellular component: extracellular region. The transcript has a single exon.